Vitrella brassicaformis is the source of this 1053-nucleotide messenger RNA. The record is from the annotation of a GenBank genome assembly. Lineage: Eukaryota; Vitrellaceae.
GUCUCGUGCCCGUCGUGCCCUGCCGCUCGCCUUGAAGUUUCCUGUUGCCUUUCACCAUCGAGACGCGAGAAAAUGGAAGCCGAUGCAGCGCGUGCACGUGUCGAGGCAGCUUUGCAGUCAGCGAAGCCCACAGUAGAGGCCCUGCACCAGCUGCAGACCAGCACGAGAGAUAGCCUUACCGCACUCCUGAAGCGCUUGCAGACGGCCAAGGCCAGGGAGCGUGACAAGACUGGCCACGAGCAGGGCUCGCAGACAGAGGUAAGCAAACUGCAUGCAUCAGCUUACCUUGUGUCCAUUGCAAAGCUGCGAUUGUUCACCAUGCAUCUCUCUGCAGGCGGGCACCAGACUGAGUGAGACAUCUGGCGCCCCUGCUGCCGAGCACCGGGACGCCGGGACGUCGCCCCUACCGUCGUCGCGCGACACACAACUCGAGCAUGCAUUGCAGGAGCAGACACAGGUGCGCCCAGUGCUUUUCCUCUGGCAAUGGAAAUGAAUGUGUUGUGCCUGUCGUCCAUGCAGCUACGUGGCCGCAUUGCGCGAUUGGAGGCUGCCCUGGCCGCUCACAAGAGGGCAGCUGGCGAGGCUGACGGCGACCUUGCGCAGGUCAGGGCCCGCGAAGCCCAGCUACAGUCCUUCUGCAGCAGUCUGGGCCACGCAUAUGAGUCCAAGGCUAGCGAAUGCCGUGCGCUUCGAGACAUCUUGAUUGCACAGCAGGACCAGCUCAAGCAAAUCAAGACGGAGGAGAAAACGGCGAGGCGAAGCCACAAGGCCUCACAGACAGAACCGACAGAAUCGGCAAGCGAGAUGGAGACAGUGAGAGAGGGCAUCGAGUGUCUGACAGAAGAUAUAAAGAGCCGCAUUGCGGCAGAUAUGAGCAGGCUGGUGAAGGGUGCGCAGAGCAGCAAAACAGCCGCUGGAGAGGGCAGGGCAAGUGGUGGUGGUGAUGGUGGGGUGUCUGUGGUUGGGUUGGUUGAGCGAUUGGGUGAGUUGGUGAUAGCGAUGGAUGAUGACAGGGUGAUGCGCCUUGCUUCACUGACAGCACGGUCUUCAUGA